Vombatus ursinus (common wombat) is the source of this 3660-nucleotide messenger RNA. It is a transcript of the gene VWA5B2, whose product is annotated as von Willebrand factor A domain containing 5B2. The transcript is spliced from 20 exons. The coding region runs from base 1 to 3660 and encodes 1219 amino acids. The record is from RefSeq and is a predicted model, not a curated record. NCBI's taxonomy places the organism in Eukaryota, Metazoa, Chordata, Mammalia, Diprotodontia, Vombatidae.
AUGCCUGGCCUGUAUUGCCCAUCGACCUGGACUCCUCUGCCCCUCAAGGACUCCUGGGUCCGGGCCUGUGCCAAUGGCCCUUGCUUGGGCCUCAAUGCCCGCCUCACUUACCACAACCCAGCACCAGAGCCUGUGGAAGGGGUGUUUGUAUAUCCACUGGCUGAGGCAGAGGCCGAAGUAGUGUCUGGCUUCGAGGCAGAAGCAGCCGGAAGGCGGGUCUCCUUCCAGUUGCAAAGCCGCCACAGAAGCCCCAGCGAGCCCUGCUGCAGGGAGCUGCGUCCAGAGGCUGGCCUGCCCCGUCGUUGUGCCCAGGGUCAUUUGGUUCUGGAUCCAGCCCAGGCUCGUUCCACACUGGUGCUGCCCACAGGCCUCAUAGCCCCCGAAGGGACCGUCACCGUGUCGCUGAGGAGCAGCCGAGAGCUUCCCACGAGGCCAGACGGGGCGAUACGUGUGGCCUUGCCCUCCAUCCUCACCCCCCUGGCCCAGUUCAGCCCAGCCAGAUUCCCUGGCCUCUGUGACGACAGUCCCACCAGCUGCUUUGGGGUGGGCACUCCUGAGGAUGAGGGGCCUGCCCUGCAAGACUCACCAGCCCCCAGGGAUGUGUUCUGUGGCCCUGCCCGGUGCCCAGGUCCCUACACCUUUUCCUUUGAGAUGCUGGUGACUGGACCAUGCCUGCUGGCAGGCCUGGAGAGUCCCUCCCAUGCCCUCCGAGCAGAUGCCCCACCUCAUGCCAGUUCUGCAGCCACUAUCUGCAUCACCCUGGCUGAAGGGCACCCUUGUGACCGGGCCCUGGAAAUCCUGCUGCACCCCAGUGAGCCUCACCAGCCGCACCUGAUGCUGGAGGCAGGUGGUCUGAGUGCAGCAGAGUAUGAGGCCCGAGUGAGAAGCCGCAGGGACUUCCAGCGUCUCCUCCGAAAAGACAGUGAUGGGGACCGACAGGUGUGGUUCCUGCAGCGUCGCUUUCACAAGGACAUCCUCCUGAACCCAGUGCUGGUGCUGAGCUUCUGCCCAGACCUGAGCUCAGGGUCUCUGGACCUUGGCUCAGCUACGAGAGAGUUUCUCUUCCUAGUGGACAGCCAAGGAGUCCCUUACAAGGAUGCCCUGCUCCUUGCAGUGAAGUCUCUCCCACCUCAGACGCUCCUCAACAUCGCUACGUUUGGCUCCUCCGUGCAUCCCAUCUUCCCAGGCAGCCAACCCUGCAACGACCACACUGUGCAGCUGGCCUGUGAGGGCAUCGAGGCGCUGCAGGCAGGAUGGGAAAAGCCGGACGUGCUGGCGGGGCUUCGCUGGGCCCUGGAGCAGCCGGGGCAACGAGGCCAUCCCCGACAGCUGUUCCUGCUCACUGCGGCAGCUCCUGCUGCUGCCACCACCCACCACACUCUUGAGUUUGUGAGACACCAUGGGGGCAUGGCCAGGUGCUUCUCCUUUGGGCUGUACCCUGCCUGCCGCCAGCUGCUCCGGGGCCUGUCUGCCCUCAGUCGGGGUCAUGCUUACUUUCUGGACCCUGGAGAGAGGUUGCAGCCCACGCUAGUGAGGGCACUGCGGACUGCAUUGGAGCCAGCUCUGAGUGACAUUUCAGUGGACUGGUUUAUGCCCGAUACUGUAGAGGCAAUGCUGACUCCCCGGGAGAUCCCCACGCUCUACCCCGGAGACCGACUGAUCGGCUACUGUUCCCUCUUCCGCAUGGAAAGCUUCCGGCCUCGGCCACCUGUGGGUCAAGGGCAUGGAUGGAGGAGCGCAGGUGGUUCCGUCUUCCCGUCUCCCGAGGAGCCAUCGGCCACCAGCCACGGCACUGAGCCAACUGGGGCCACAGACCCCCUGGAGACCGGCACGGCAUCUGCCUGGCACUCCAGCCACGAUGGUCCUGGGGACUCAGAGAGGACAGGUGCUGAUCCCCCUACAGAUCCCAUCACUGAUCCUGGCCCAGACCCUCCCUCAGACGCAGCAAUCUGGCGGCGGAUCUUUCAUUCUUCCUACAUCCGUGAGCAGUAUGUCCUAACACGAUGUUCCACUAGCCCAGAGCCAGGCCCUGGCUCCCCGGGCAGCAGUGAGUCCCCAGGAUCCUGGGGCCUUGGCUCCCCGGAGAACAGUGCCCCCCCAGUUCUCCCUUCUCAGCAGGGCCACCGAAGCCUGGCUUGGGGAGACACUGCUGCUGCCGCCACCACCAGUCACUCCUGCCCCCUGCCUCUGUCAGCCCCGUUCACGGCUCCACCCCUAGCCCCAGAGACGCCAGGCCGGCUUCCCAAAGCGGCUUUCACAGGGCGCAGCCUCUCCACCCCCCACGGUGGAAAGGACUCUGUUCUCCACCCCCGAAGGAACCAGUCCCUGGGUGGACAGUUAGAUAAACCAAGCCCAGAGCAAAGGCAACAGCUUCGAAGAAGUCUGGAUGACUCAGGAAACCUGCUCUCCCCAACACCCCUGGAUUGGGACAUGUUGGUGGAGCCCCCCUUCAUGUUUGCCCCCUCACCAUCUGCAGAAGAGGCCGCCCCCUCCCCCACAGCCCCCCCCCCUCCACCCCUGCCCCAACCCCCACGGUGCCACGUGGCAGUCCGAGCACUGCAGGACGGGCAGCCCGUGUGCUGGGAGGUGGGUGCUGGCUUGGAGCCAUUCCUAGGGAGCGCGGACGACCCUCUGGCGGCACCUCCCGAGAGGGGAGACGCCUGGGACCAAACCCUGCACCGGCUGACGGCAGCCUCCGUGGUCCGGGACAAUGAGCAGCUGGCCCUGCAGGGGGCAGAGCCGGCUCCCAUCCGCCGCUUCCGGCUGCGGGCCCUCCAGACAAGCAAAGCCAGCGCGGCCGCCUCCCUGUUCACCUACCCCGUGGCCGUGGACGCCGUCACCGGCGAGACCCUCCCUGCGGUGCUCCAGAUUCACCCAUCGGGGUCGGUGCUGCCAGCCCCAAGGCCUGCCUCCUCCACAGACUGUCCCGAGGCCCCCCGUCAUCCUGAGGGGCUUGCGGACAAUUCCUCGGCCAGCUCCAGGGACUCUGAGAACUCUGGUUCCAGGCUCAGCUGGAGGCGGCUCGGUUCUGGCCUGAGACUCUAUAACCCAGACCCUGACCGGGGCCUGGCUGGGGAUGGCGAAAGGAGCAGCGGUGACCAUGACUACCUCCCCUUGGUGCGGCUGCAGGAGGCUGCUGGCUCCUUCCGCCUGGACAGCCCCUUCUGUGUGGCAGUGCAGAUCCCCCGUGAGAGGCUGUGCAGGGCCUCGCCCUUCCCGGCGCACCGGGCCACCCUCAGCCCGGCCUCUGCCUCCUCACCGUGGGCUCUCCUGGGCCCGGGCUCUGGGGACGGGGUGACGGCUUCGGGCAGUCAAUCCCCCAGCACAGGCUCGGAGGGACCAGGCCAGGGGGACAGCGGGCACGGGUCUGACACGGAAGCCUCGGAGGGCGCCGAGGGCUCGGGGGGCCCUGACCUGCGGGGCCGGAGCUGGGCCACGGCCGUCGCCUUGGCCUGGCUGGAGCACCGCUGCACGGGCACCUUCGGGGAGUGGGAGCUGGUGGCGGCCAAGGCUGACGGCUGGCUGAGGGCCCAGCGCCUGCCCGAUGGGCUGGACCUGGCCGCCCUCAAGGCCGCUGCCCGAGGCCUCUUCCUGCUCCUCCGCCACUGGGACCAGAACCUCCAACUACGCCUGCUCUGCUACAGCCCUGCCAACGUGUGA